Molecule: messenger RNA, 2039 nt
Organism: Trematosphaeria pertusa
Lineage: Eukaryota; Fungi; Ascomycota; Dothideomycetes; Pleosporales; Trematosphaeriaceae
Exons: 3
Coding region: 132-1802 (556 amino acids)
Source: RefSeq, a predicted model, not a curated record
CACAUCUGUAAGGCCGCCCAUAUGACGCAAUAUUCGAUCACGGUCUCCAGAGUCGAUGGAGAGCUUCAAAAGGGCCUUUUGAAGAUUUGCUCUCCACCUGCUUCUCUCCAAGCACAUUCCCAGCCGUCAGCAUGGCCAAAAGCGCGCAGGGAGGCAUAUUUUGCUACGACAUUGGCAACACAACCAAGGGAUUCGACUGCUGCUUUCCAGACAACCAAGGCGCCCAAAUAUGCAGCGACACUUUCCUGGCCAACACUCACACGACCUUCUCCUGCCUAAAAGACGGCGACUGCAUCGCGGCCUGUCGCAAUGUUUCUUCCAUCUACGUAUCUCUCAACCAAAUCGAUCCAUACCAGGGCGAUGGACAGGGCCCUAUCCAUCGAUAUCAAACAUGCGCCAAUGUACCCGCCAUGGCCGGCUAUCUGUCACAGGAGAACGUGCUGGAACCGAACAUUUCGUCCGCGAUUGCGCAACAUAUGCCCGUGCAUACCUCAGUCGAUGACUUGAUGAACAUCACGUCGGGGGUUACCGAGUGCUUGACUGCGACUUGCCACAAUGCGAGGAAUGAUGCAAAUUGCAGUACGCCGUGCGCAGCGGUUAAUCUGCUCUUGAAUUACACGACGCCAAAUGUAACGGGCAUCAAUGAGUGCCUGGGCGAGCUGUGCAAUGGCCGGUACAACUCGUUGCCUUUUGCGGAUGCGGACGUUGUUGGGAUUGGGGUCUUUGCUUCCUAUCUCAUGCAAUGCAUGUUCGUCGUCGUACUCUGGCUCGGCCUUUCCGGGUUCGAAUUCUACAACCACUGCCGCCGCCGCCGUCGCCACGCACAUCUAGCGUCAACCCCAGAACGCAUGCCUGAAAAGCCAAAACCCGACCAGCCGGGCCAACCCACGCCGCCAGAAGCCCCAGAAGCCCCAGAGCCGCUCAUCCACCAACGCACCUUUGAAGCCUUUCUCGUCGAAUUUCACAAAUCCCAGUGCUACUUCAGCGCUACCAUCCAAAUUGCCUCCCUCGCCUACGGCAUCUUCACCACCGACAUGCUCAUCACCUUUAUGCUCACGCCCCUCGCGACCAACGGCGUGCUCCCCGUCGUCUUCGCCUUCGUCCUGCUCUUCCGCUGCGGCAAGUCGACCAUGGACGCCACCAUCCUCACAACCUUCACCUGGCUCCUCGCCUCCAUUGUGUACUGGAUCCUGUACUCCAACAUCAUCCCCAUCAACCAGGACAUCAGAGGCGACCAGAAAAGAUAUCGCGCGUACCAGCAAUUCAUGUACAAGCUGAGCGCUCUUGACGCAUGCGGGGGGUUCUCGGCGCUGGCGGUUUGCCCGGACAAUUUCUACCUGGGAAGAGAUGACAUCUUUGCCGCGAGCCAUAAUCUGCGGGUGCUGACACCGAUUAUCUGGACCUUCUCGACGGUGUGCCUACUCGCCACCCUAGCCGGCAAGUUGACCAAAUGGCGCCGUGGGCGAGGCUAUCAGAGCGCCCAGCAGAGCGAAGUCGACGCCGCCGAAGAGGGAACCUCCACCGGCCGUCCUACCGGAGACCACCACCCACCCUUUUUCCGCUCGCGUCUCGGCGCCUCGAUCACGUACUGGCUCGUUACGUUCUGCUUUCUCGCCGGCAUCGGCAUGCAGAUGUCGCUGCUUUCUAUUGGGACGAGCUUGCAUAUGAUGAAUAGGAUGCAUUGGAGUUUUGGACAGAUUGUCGCGGUGACGAUUUGGGCGCCGCCGUUGCUGGGGUAUUUGUAUGAUGAGUUGAAGGAGAUUUUGAGGACGAGGUGGGGCGUUGGGGAUAUUCCGAGAUAAGUGAAUAAGAUCUUCGAAGGAGGUGUGCUACUAUCCUUGAUCUUGAUGGCGUUCUCCAAAACGGGUUCCUAAAUACCCCCAUUCGUACUUUGCCCACUGGCGGCGGAAUUUGUUCAGGUCACGUUCCUCACGCUGGGAUCGCAGUGAACUGCUCAAUGUUAUAGCAGAAGCUAGACCUUAGCGCGGCUGAAAGUGUUAAUGCGAUUCUUUUCAGCGUCUUGCUGGCGCGUUUUGCCG